Molecule: messenger RNA, 804 nt
Organism: Ilyonectria robusta
Lineage: Eukaryota; Fungi; Ascomycota; Sordariomycetes; Hypocreales; Nectriaceae
Exons: 2
Coding region: 1-804 (267 amino acids)
Source: RefSeq, a predicted model, not a curated record
AUGGCCGGGGAAACUCUCCUCCCCCGCCGAACAAACCCCCCUCAGGCCCCCCGCAAGACUAGCCCCCUAGGUACUGCUAGCAGGGGAGCUAAGCUGCCAAACCUGGGCCUUUACCCGCGGCAGAAGUACCUCCCCUGGGGGGUGGUUGGGGUUGGUUGGGGGCGCUCCCAAUAUCCGACGGAAAGCUUCCUCUCUGGGCGCGGCCGGCAUGGCUUGGGCUUGGGCUGGGAAUGGCUGAAUAUAGCGGGAGAAUGGGUGCACGAUUGGAACUUGAAUGCUCAGGUACUGUACCUACUCACUCGACUGUCAAGCAUCUACUCUCCACCAUCAAACUCGUCGUCUCCACCACGACUCCAUCACUGCAGCACGUCAGAACCAGCUCGCCGGUCCACGCGGAAUUAUCCUAGCCAGACGAAGAAGCCAGGGGGAAAGAAAAAGAACAUCACGCCACUCACUCUCUUCGCCAUCAUCACCAUUCACCAACCUCACGAAGCAUCAUCAACUCGUACGUCUCAGCCACAACCCUCCCGGAACUCAAUCCAGUGUCCCUCGCCGUUGGACCAAUUACUCCCUCGUCCCACGUCGUACUCGACGUUUCCUUUGCACACCUCGCACUCGACUUCCUGUCUCAUCCGCCGUUCCAAGGUGGAUCUCCCGUCACGCGACAUGUGCGUCUCCGAAGGAUCCGGUUGCCCCAACUUUUUGUUUCCUAGUGACGAGUCUACAUCAAACCUCAUUGUUUACCACCCGGAGAGUAGGCCUAUCCCGUUGAAACAUGUCAAGCCGCCGACUCCCCGAAAAUAG